AUGAUAGAGGGGAUUGUCAUGGAUCUUGUGGCGGUGAGGAUCGUGGUUUCUGUUGUCGGUGUUGUGGGAAACACCAUAUUGAUCACGUCCAUCCUGAAACUGGCACAUGUCAAGACUUUUGAAAUGGUUCUUCUUGCGCUGGCGAUCGUGAAUCUGGAGGAGAUCGUGAUCGUGAAUGUUUACGAUGUUUUGCUCCGGCGGCUGUCGGUCAGGAUCAGUGUUUGGAGCUGCAGGCUCCUCAAGUUUUGCACCAUGUUUGGAGAGAUUGGCAGCAUUCUCUUUACGGUUGUCAUCAGCGUUUAUCGCUAUCAGAAGCUGCGAGACGUGCACACACGCGUCAACCUGCCCGUCUUCAUGGACAACAUGCGUCACGCAAUUGGCAUCUCUGCGUUCUGUGCCAUGUUGGCAUUGAUCUUCAGUGUGCCCGCGUUUCUCGUACGCCUGAACGAGGACAAGGGUAACUCCACUUAUCUCGGCUGUCCUGCUGAUUUCUUUCAGUGUUCACUGUCAAAGUGUCCGAUUCCCAAUCGUAUUUACAAGUACUCCUUUCUGCUGGUGUGUAACUUUUUGCCUCUGCUCGUAGUCACGCUGACGAGCUGUAUGAUUGUGAGGAUUCUGAUCAUUCAGCAGAAAGUGGUGAGAGCCCGACAGGAUCCGGGUGUGGUGGUGACGCAGCAGCAGCAGCGCUCCAGGAAACCCGGCUUUCAGCGCAGCACUCUGGCCAUUCUGGCAGCUAUGGUCCUCUUUCAGGUGAACUGGAGCAUUUAUUUGAUCCUGCACCUGGCGUCUAACCCACAAAGUAUUCCAUCUUGGUCAGAAAUUGAGUUCUUCAUAACCACAUUUUACACAGCAGUCAGCCCAUAUGUGUACGGUUUAGGUAAUUACCUUUUCAACAUUAAACGAUUCAUUCGUUGA
This is a messenger RNA of Triplophysa dalaica, 915 nucleotides long. RefSeq lists its product as uncharacterized. NCBI's taxonomy places the organism in Eukaryota, Metazoa, Chordata, Actinopteri, Cypriniformes, Nemacheilidae. Bases 1 to 915 code for a protein of 304 amino acids. Gene Ontology annotation, cellular component: neuron projection; membrane. Gene Ontology annotation, molecular function: neuropeptide binding; G protein-coupled receptor activity. The record is from RefSeq and is a predicted model, not a curated record. Gene Ontology annotation, biological process: neuropeptide signaling pathway. The transcript has a single exon.